Molecule: messenger RNA, 1647 nt
Organism: Sparassis crispa
Lineage: Eukaryota; Fungi; Basidiomycota; Agaricomycetes; Polyporales; Sparassidaceae
Product: Glutamyl-tRNA amidotransferase subunit A
Exons: 11
Coding region: 1-1647 (548 amino acids)
Molecular function (GO): catalytic activity
Source: RefSeq, a predicted model, not a curated record
AUGACUACCGUGAACGUCGACCAGUCCCCGAUUAACAGGAAUGUCCUACAGCAGACAGCUGCGAAGAUCGGGGUCAAGGUUCCCGAGGACCAGGAGGCGGCGUUUGUUACUAUGUUAGCCAGUGCGCGGGAGGCCAUGGAGCAGGUUAUAGAGAUGGACGACUUCAUGCCCGUGCCAGAUACAACGAAGUAUCCUCGAAUUGAUAUGCAUGCGCCAUCGCCGGAGGAUAACUCGUACAAUGCGUGGGCUACGAAGGUAACCGUGCAGAACAACAACCAAGACGAGGCUGCAGCCGGUAUUCUUUCAGGCAAGCGUGUUGUACUGAAGGACAACAUCUGUCUCGCAGGGGUGCCAUGUUACUUUGGCACGGACGUCUUUACUGACUGGGUUCCGACUACGGAUGCAAUAGUAGUCACUCGCGUCCUAGAGGCCGGAGGAAUCAUCACAGGAAAGGCAACCUGUGAGAAUUUCUGCGCAUAUGCCAUCUCCAAUUCCUCCAGACACGGCCCAGUCGGCAACCCAUACGACAAGACGCGCUCGUCAGCCGGAUCCAGUUCUGGCUGCGGUGUCCUCCUCGCUAUCGGCGAAGCCGAUCUUGCCAUCGGCGGCGACCAAGGCGGGUCGAUCCGUCUCCCCGCCGCACACGUCGGCAUUGUGGGCCUAAAGCCGACCUUCGGGCUCGUGCCGUACACGGGCAUCGCCUCCAACGAGGUCUCCCUCGACCACACGGGCCCGAUGUCGCGCGACGUCCUCGACAACGCGCUUCUCCUCCGCGCGCUCGCAGGCGUCGAUGGCAUCGACGAUCGCCAGAUCGCCGGCACGCCCUCCUGUGCGCACGUACCUGACUACCCCGCGCUCCUCACCGCGGCGCGCGGUGCGCACGCACUGCUCGACGUCAGCGCACCCACGGCUGCAGGGAUCGCGGAACCCGGCGCAACGCGUAAGAUGCGGGUGGGGAUAUUGAGGGAGGGCGGGCUCAUACAGACGAUGGACCCGCGCCUGUUGGCGUGUGUGGAGUCCGCUGCGAAGAAGUUUGGGGAGCUCGGCGCGGAGGUCGUCGAGGUCAGCGUGCCCGGGCACCUCAAGGCUCCCUUGAUUGGGCGUGUGCAGAGAUUCUCUCAGUCUAACAAUCUGCUUGGGCGCGCGAGCGGGACGAGACAGCUGUACCUGACUGACUUCAUCGAGAAACUCCUGCCUUGGUCUCAGGAGAAAUUCAACAAGCUGUUCCCUGUUUCGGCAAAUAUCCUUCUAAACGGAUUGUAUGCCGACGAACACUUCCCGCAGUUGCACGGGAAGACACACAACCUCUUCCGCAAGCUGAGACUGGAAUACGAUGCUGCGCUGGCGAAGGUCGACAUUCUUGUGAUGCCCACCACGCCAUGGGUAGCGAAAGUGAUGCUACCGCGCGACGCGUCUCUGCUCGAGCACUUUGGCGACUACAACGGGUUGACGUUCAACACCCAGCCGUUCAACAACACAGGCCACCCUGCACUUUCGAUCCCGUGCGGGAUGAUCUCCCCGCUAGAAGGUCCCGAGACACUGCGCCUGCCCGUCGGGAUGCAGCUCGUCGGCAAGUACUGGGACGAGUUGACACUCUACAAGGCUGCGCUCGCAUGGAGCGACGCGUUCAACUGGAAGGAGCUGUGA